AUGGCUUCCGUAGAUUAUGUUACUAUUUUAGAGAAUAGCGUCGCAUUAGAAAACCAAUUUCUUCAAAACCCUUCGUUCGACGUUUUGCUGUGUCAACAAUGCGUUAAAGAGCAAGAACGUGCCCUUCGUUUCCCCUCUAUCUCAUACUCUGACUGCUACAAUUUGGGUGAAAUCAUUCGAAAACUAUACAGCCAAGCCAAGUACACGGCUCCUAUAGUGAUCGAUAUAGUCAUCAACGGCCACCAAGUCUUUCAUGCCGCCUUCGACGGCAGUAGCCCUGAUAACGAUGCUUUUAUAAAACGAAAGUACGCUACAGUCAAUCGCUUUCAUAUGUCCAGCUUCCGCAUGGGCUUGAAUAUGUCCAAAGACAAAACGACUAUGUCUCAAAAAUACAAUGUUCCUGACGAGGAAUAUGGCGCUUUUGGUGGUGGUUUCCCGAUAACUCUUACGUCCGGUGUCCAAAUUGGUGUUAUUUGUGUAUCGGGUCUUCGUCAGGUUCAAGAUCACUGCAUUAUUGUACGUGCUAUUGUUCAACUGCUUCAAAACGGACCUGCUGCUUCCAAGUAA
Schizosaccharomyces osmophilus is the source of this 567-nucleotide messenger RNA. Its product is annotated as protein with a role in ER insertion of tail-anchored membrane protein. NCBI's taxonomy places the organism in Eukaryota, Fungi, Ascomycota, Schizosaccharomycetes, Schizosaccharomycetales, Schizosaccharomycetaceae. The transcript has 3 exons. Bases 1 to 567 code for a protein of 188 amino acids. Gene Ontology annotation, biological process: post-translational protein targeting to endoplasmic reticulum membrane. The record is from RefSeq and is a predicted model, not a curated record. Gene Ontology annotation, cellular component: TRC complex.